Messenger RNA from Alternaria postmessia, 1044 nucleotides. RefSeq lists its product as uncharacterized. The coding region runs from base 1 to 1044 and encodes 347 amino acids. The transcript has 3 exons. Lineage: Eukaryota; Fungi; Ascomycota; Dothideomycetes; Pleosporales; Pleosporaceae. The record is from RefSeq and is a predicted model, not a curated record. Gene Ontology annotation, molecular function: oxidoreductase activity, acting on the CH-CH group of donors, NAD or NADP as acceptor.
AUGCCCACUUACACAUCAAUCCAUCUUGCCGAACGGCCACAGGACGCUGUUGUCGCCGGCAAGACCUUCACACCAAAACAGCAAGAAAUCCCAUCGGCGUCGUCCCUCAAAGAUGGUGAGGUCCUCUUCCAGACACUUUACCUAUCACUUGACCCAGCGAUGCGCGGCUGGCUGAACCCGACGCGUUCUUACAUUCCUCCUGUGGAGAUUGGCGCAGUGAUGCGCGGUAGUGGAAUUGGCCUCAUUGUCGCAAGCAAGAGCAAGAAGUUCCCGGUUGGCACAUAUGCGACUGGUAUGUGCGGGUGGUCUGAAUACUCCGUACUUAACGAGAAACAUGUCGAAUCACUGGAUCUGCCAGAAGGUGCUGUGCCAACUGACGCGCUGGGCGUGUUGGGUAUGACUGGUCUCACUGCCUACUUCGGUAUCCUUGAGAUUGGUCAAAUCAAAAAGGGAGACUUUGUGGUUGUCAGCGGCGCAGCUGGCGCUACUGGAACUGUCGUUGGUCAAAUCGCAAAGUUGAAGGGCGCAAAGGUUUUGGGUCUUGCUGGCGAGGACAGCAAGGUGUCGUGGCUGAAGGAGGAGCUUGGCUUCGACGAGGCACUGAACUACAAAGACCCCCAAUUCGCGAAGAAGUUCAGAGAUGCCACCAAAGACCUGAUCGACGUCUACUUCGACAACGUAGGUGGAGAGAUUCUCGACCUCGCUCUCUCACGAGCCAAGCCUUUCGCGCGGUUCGUCAUGUGCGGUGCCAUUUCAGAGUAUAACAAGAAGAAGCCUCAGGGUCCAAAGAACUACAUGAUGAUCAUCUCCAUGCGUAUUCGUAUGCAAGGGUUCAUCGUUUUCGACUUCGCAGACAAGUACGCGGAAGCAAGGAAACAACUUGCUCAAUGGCUCUCAGAAGGCAAGCUCAAGCGGAAGGAGACAGUCAUCAAGGGAGGUAUCACCAAAGCGGAGGAUGCACUAGUUGGAUUGUUCGAGGGAAAGAACACUGGCAAAAUCAUGGUGCAGGUGGCGGACCCAGAAGCUGUCAAGGCAAAACUGUAG